AUGCGGCGGCGGCCGCUGCUGGCGCUGGGCCUGGCCGCGGUCCUGGCGACGCUGGACGCGGCGUACGGGCAGCACCGAGCAGAUUACGACCGGGAGGCGUUGCUAGGAGGGCAGGAGGAGGCGGAGGAGUACGCGCGGCUCAGCCCGGAAGAGCAGCAGAGGCGGCUGAGGGCCAUCGUGCGGAGGAUCGACGCGGAUAACGACGGCCUGCUCAGCAAGGAUGAGCUGAGCUCCUGGAUACAGCAGUCAUUUAAACACUACGUUACGCAAGAAGCUAAGCAACACUUCCACGACUAUGACAAAAAUGGUGAUGGAUUGGUGUCUUGGAAGGAGUACAACUUACAAAUGUAUGAUCGUGUAAUUGAUUUUGAUGAGAAUACUGUCCUGGAGGAUCAAGAAGAAGAAUCAUUUCGACAGCUUCAUUUAAAGGAGAAAAAGCGUUUUGAAAAAGCUAACAGGGAUGAUGAUCCUGAUCUAAAUGUGGAUGAAUUUAUCGCUUUUGAACAUCCUGAAGAAGUGGAGUAUAUGAUGGACUUUGUCACUGAGGAGGCUUUAGAAGAACACGAUAAAGAUGGUGAUGGAUUUGUGAGCCUGGAAGAAUUCCUUGGUGAUUACAGAAGAGACCCAACUGCCAAGGAAGAUCCAGAAUGGAUACUUGUUGAGAAGGAUCGAUUUGUGAAUGACUACGACAAGGAUAAUGAUGGGAAACUCAACCCUCAAGAGCUGUUAUCCUGGAUAGUGCCCAAUAACCAGGGGAUUGCACAAGAGGAGGCUCUUCACCUGAUUGAAGAAAUGGAUCUGAAUGAUGAUAAAAAGCUUUCUGAGGCAGAAAUCCUUAAGAACCAGGAUUUGUUUCUUAACAGCGAAGCCACCGAUUACGGCAGGCAGCUUCACGACGAACGUUUCUACCACGAAGAACUUUAGAUUAUUUAUUUUGCAAUCUGUUUUUCUUCCCUUCCUUUCAUUGGGAGCCUUUGUUAAAUGCACUCACGUUUCAGCUUUGUUGGAAGUUUUGUGCUGUAAUUACAAUAGAAUAACAUUUGUGUAAAUACUCGGCACUCAGAAUUAAAUUGCCUUCUGCAGACAUCCUUAGGCCUCUUCCCGCCUUCAAAAUUAAUCUUAAAUACUUAUUCCAAAAUUACAUAGCAAUGGGAAGGAAAUUAGUUAAGGUACAGUACUGCAUUGUGCAGGGCUGUGUGACUACACUUCAAAUAAAUGGAGAAUCUAAAUGGUUGUGAAGGAAUUCAAAACAGAAAAUGAGACUACUAUUUUUUCUAAUCAGUUUAAUUAGGGAGGAGAGCAGAGAAGAUAGAGGGAAGAAGUUCAGAGUGAGUAUUAACUGUGUUUUAUUUAAUACAUUCGGAGAAACACUUAGGUUAAAUGCCUCAAUUGUUUAAGAGGUUUCUACUUAACGUUAAAUGGUUCCUAUAAUGUGUUUUACUGUAUUACAAAAAGGAAAAACCCGCUAUUUUUACAUCUACAGACAAUAAUUGUUUUUACGUACAGUUCUACAACACUGGCAAUAUGAUGGUAUUUUACAUUGUCAAGAACUUCUUCAUUUGUUGGAUUAAAACCAAAAAAAAUUGCA
Molecule: messenger RNA, 1588 nt
Organism: Lagopus leucura (white-tailed ptarmigan)
Lineage: Eukaryota; Metazoa; Chordata; Aves; Galliformes; Phasianidae
Gene: RCN2
Product: reticulocalbin 2
Exons: 7
Coding region: 1-924 (307 amino acids)
Cellular component (GO): endoplasmic reticulum
Molecular function (GO): calcium ion binding
Source: RefSeq, a predicted model, not a curated record